Nymphaea colorata (pocket water lily) is the source of this 927-nucleotide messenger RNA. Its product is annotated as protein RADIALIS-like 4. The record is from RefSeq and is a predicted model, not a curated record. Gene Ontology annotation, molecular function: DNA-binding transcription factor activity. The transcript is spliced from 3 exons. Bases 296 to 616 code for a protein of 106 amino acids. Lineage: Eukaryota; Viridiplantae; Streptophyta; Magnoliopsida; Nymphaeales; Nymphaeaceae.
UCUGCUCAUUUCUGCAAAAUCUCAGAGGUGAAAAGUAUUCUAAACAAGGGAGGAAAGAAAGAAAUCCGUCUAGAUUCUAGAACAUAUUGUUACUUUCAGACACUGUACAGUUAGUCUGUCUUCAUCAUUUUCUUCCAUGGGUUUCAAGAAGUUUAUUCCUACCGUCCAAAGGAGAACCCCUCGAGGCCCCUAUAAAUACCAUCACCAUGCAGUCUUUGCCAUGCAUAACACUCACAAACAAGUUUUCUGGUUUUCAUCUGGACUCUUGUGAACACCUUCACUUCUUCACUGAGCAAUGGCUUCCCGUUCCUUGAGCUCAUCCUCUUGGACAUCAAAGCAGAACAAGUCCUUUGAGCGCGCGCUGGCCGUGUACGACAAGGACACGCCUGACCGCUGGAAGAAUGUGGCGGCCAUGGUUGGAGGCAAGACUGCGGAGGAGGUGAAGCGUCACUACGACCUGUUAAUGGAAGAUGUGAAGUCCAUUGAGUCAGGUCAGUGGCUCCCACUAGGCUAUAAGGCUCCUGCUGCUGCCAACAGCAGUAACAGGGCAAGGAACGCAAGCUUAACAGAUGAUGAUCACAGGCUCAUGAUGAACCUGAAAUUGCAACGCCAAUAAGAAGUUGCCCCAAUUAAUACACAAUGUCAAAGAAUAUGGUGGGAUGGACUCCCUCUUCCCUCUCUCUGUCUUUUAGUAGUGAUAGGUACAGUCUGUACUUUGUAUAGAAAAUCUCUGCUAUCCCACAGAGAUUUCAUGUGUAGUCUUGUUGCAGUCGAAGCUGUAAAUGUAAUGUUACUGUCAAAUAUGUAGGAGCUCUCACUCUCCCUUGUCUCAUACAUAUUACAGGUCACUAUGUGAUUCUAGUCCUUGUUCAGUUUGUAUUAUUAUCAUAGUGGAAAUAUCAAAUGCUUUUAUUAUCUUUUUAGUAA